This is a messenger RNA of Fusarium keratoplasticum, 1206 nucleotides long. RefSeq lists its product as uncharacterized. The record is from RefSeq and is a predicted model, not a curated record. Lineage: Eukaryota; Fungi; Ascomycota; Sordariomycetes; Hypocreales; Nectriaceae. Bases 1 to 1206 code for a protein of 401 amino acids. The transcript has a single exon.
AUGGAGUUCUCGCCCACCCACCCUCGCGACGCCUGGCGUCCAACACCUAUGACCAUUGCCGAAUUCCAGUCCGCCAUGACUGACGCCUGCCACAACUACUAUGGCGACACAUCUCGAAACAAGCUCUACGACAAGAUGAGAGUUCUUGCUGUCCAUUGGGAGGUGGAUGAGACCUGGGUGGAUGGCCUUCAGAUUGGCAACCAAGCCAGACGGAUUCAUGAGGUCUUUGAGCGGUCCUAUGGCUACACUGUCGAAUCUUUGUCGCUCAAGAAUCAAGACCCAGACCUAAAUGGCACAUUCUCAUUUAACCUUCGUCGGAUGCUUCAUGGACUCAAAGAAGACGACUUGGCCAUUGUCUACUACAUUGGUCACGGCGACCGAGACCCCAACGCAGCUGACGGUACCCAUCGCUUGCUUCUCACCCCAUCCGAUGUCCCAGGCCGUCCACCUCAGUGGGUCGACUUCCAGGAAGUUCGAACCCAGAUCAUCGACCCAUCCCCUGCGGAUGUCCUUAUUCUAUUAGACUGCUGCGCUGCCGCUGGGGGUGGCAUUGGACAUCGCAAGGAGCUAAUCGCAGCAUCAGCGUUUGAUAAGAAUACCCAAACUGGCCCAGAAAGUUUCACCGGCAUCCUUGUCCAGCAACUCCAGCAUGCCAUUGAUAGCCGGCAUAUUCUGUCCACCGCUCAACUCUACAAUCGCAUGGCUACUUUGCAUCUGAUCAGGCCUGGUGGAAUUCCCAAGCUCAACGCAAUGCCCUACUUCCUCCAGAAUUCAGGAGCGACUCGGAUGCCUAUCAUGCUGGCUCCGAAUAUGGCUCAUAAGACAUGGACUCCAGGGCCAGUUGUCCCACUGUUUCGAACUCCAGUCAAUGUGGUCCUUCACGUCCACCUUCGAGAUGCUAACGCUGCAACUUUCGACCAGAUGAAGCAUUGGCUUCUGGUCAACCGCCCCUACAAUGUUCGCAGGGUUGAGAUCAAGUCAGUAUUCCCAUCAUUGUCUAUGAUUUUCAUCAUCAUUGUCACCUUGGACGUGUGGUACUCCCUCCGCAACCACCCCGCUAUCUCAUUCAUUGGCUUUGAGAUCAACACCAACGCAAAUCCGCAGAACAAUCCGGUUCUGCAGGCGACUCAGUCCAAGAAGAUUUUCAACACUGUCUCUGAGAGCUCAUCGGCUGACAACCAGAAGGAGAAUCAACCACUGAAGUAG